AUGGGGAUGUGCUUACCGUGCCUUGGAGGAGCGGCGGACGACGUUGUUGAAACGCCAGACCCUGACACGCGGAGAAGACAGCUGGCUGAAGCCGCUGAGAAGAGGCAGAAAGAGACAGCGUACAGGGGUGUUAAAAACCCAGAGGCAGUUGAAAGGAAAAGAAAAAAACACGAGGAGGUUGAGAAACAGGCGAUGACCACCUCUGUGUCUGGUGGUGGUGGUGGGGGGUUAAAGUGGCAGGUGGGCUGA
Menidia menidia (Atlantic silverside) is the source of this 249-nucleotide messenger RNA. The record is from the annotation of a GenBank genome assembly. NCBI's taxonomy places the organism in Eukaryota, Metazoa, Chordata, Actinopteri, Atheriniformes, Atherinopsidae.